CAGCGCGCAGCGAGCGUCGCGUGAGCAGCAGAACGCGUCGCGAUAUUAAAAUGUGACUGCGCUAUUGUAUGAGUGUACAGAGUAAUAAGUUACUAUUGUCAGUUGUCGUACGCCGACCGACAUUACAGCAAAUAGUUGCGUGUAAACGAACAAUCGCGCCGGUGACGUGGACGCGCGUCCAAGGAUUAAAAACUUUAUUGCGACGGAAAACAAGCCGUGCAAAAACUUUCGUCGCGAUCUCGUCGUGUACUAAAUCGUAAUCAUAAAACGUUACUAUCAAUUCACUCUCACGGUAGAGCACGUGAUCGUCGAAAAUUCUAGAAAACGCAAAGGGAAAUACGUAAGCUUCGCACGGUGUAAGGUUUGGGUGGUGUUUGCUCGUACCGAAUUCAGUGCUCAUCAAAUUAUGGUUGUUUCACAAGUCAAUAACAUGGCCUCGUACUCCACUUACACGGGAAAACCCAAAAUUUUCUUCCCAAAGAAGGUACGUUCGGAAGAGUGCCUAGUAAUCCAGGACAAAACUUCAAAGCCUGCACGAUGGGGGAUACCAGAGUUCACCCUCGAUGGCAGCAGCAGCGUGAAGCACAACGGCAGCGCCAAAGACCUGGCCUCCGUCAUGGAGAACCUCAAGAAGAGCAGCCUCCGCCACCAGAACCAGACCUUUAAUACGCAGGUGACCAGCUCAUCUUCGCAACAGAUGGUGUCGAGUACGACGUCAAGCACCGCAGCGUCGAGCCAGCGGAUGCAGACGUCGUCGCAGCGGCUGCAGCACAUGGCCGCCUCAGAAAUGAAAGCCAGCUCCAUGAAGUCAGACCUCACUGAACUCAAGAGCUCCAUCUCUGAGAUGAAGAAUUUAAGCAACACUGCCGCACUGAACUUGAACUUCCAACAAAGACUGAGAAAUUCGAUGGAAAACAUAGUGGACCAAGAUGAUUUGGGGGAGCGUCAUUUGCCCGACAUUAGGGAUCUGAGCGAGAUGAGUGAUAUUGGGGAUAUGGGGGAUAUUAGCGAGUUGUCUGGAGAUGGCCCGCUAGUGACUUUUCCCGAGUCAGAUACCCCGCCGCCUGUGAGUGACAAGCCAUUGCUGUCGGCGAGCGCUGGUUCCGUUGGCGCAAGCGCUGCUAACGAGCUAAAGUACAGCGCAGCUCGAAUGACGUCAGCCAGCCAGACUCGCGUGGUUGGUGAAGGCUACAGUGCGACGAGGUCUGCAGCGAACAGCUCCAGAAUGCGAAGCCUCAAACAAGGAGACCUGCACUACGCCGAACGGAGCGCCGCUGGAGCUUCACAUCGGUUGCUUCAAGCAGAAGGCCUCACCGCGGAACAGAAUGCCGCAUAUCUUCAAGAGCAGAGAUCACUGAAGGCUGGUGAAGUGACGGCGAAGGAGGCGAAUAACAUGUCUGCUUCGAGCUCAAGACUGCAUACUGAGGAGUUCAGUGCUGAGAAGAAAGCAAUGGCGACGGCACAGGCGCGACAGACUGUCACGUCCAGCGGCAUGUUCAGUCACAAGGAACAUUCCAGUGUGGCACACUCCAACAUGACCAUCUCCAAUAAAUCCAUGUCCACAAAAUCUUCCACGCUGCUCUCAUCUCAGAGGAGUCAGCUGCUUAAUGGCACCAUCAAGCCAGGCGAUGAAGAUCUAACAAAUUUGACAUUCGAAGAUUUAGAUAGAUUAAAUACUAAUUCAAAUCAGAAAGACGUUGAUAUGGCAAUACAGAAAUAUUCCACCCGAAUGAACGCAUUUAUUAAGUCCAUUAAAAACAAUGAAAUGGAUAUGAAGAAUGCGUCAGUUCAUUUCAACAAACUGAACGAAAUGUUGAGAAGAGCAUGGGCAGUGCCGACAUACGGCCACGAGCUGGGCUAUUCACUGUGCAACGCGUUACGGACAUCUGGUGGGCUCGAUAUUUUAAUGACUAACUGUUUAGAAUCAAGCAAUCCAGAUCUGCAAUUCUCCUCGGCGAAGCUUCUUGAACAGUGUUUAACGACAGAAAACAGAGCGCAUGUCGUUGAAAACGGUCUCGAAAAAGUCGUAAAUGUCGCAUGCGUAUGUACAAGACACGCAAACUCGGUGGACCAUUCAAGAAUAGGCACAGGAAUAUUGGAACAUUUGUUCAAACACAGCGAGGGAACGUGCAGCGAUGUUAUUAAGCUAGGAGGUUUAGACGCUGUACUCUUUGAAUGUAGAAAGAACGAUGUUGAAACAUUGCGACACUGCGCUACAGCGCUCGCCAACCUAUCCUUGUAUGGCGGAGCAGAAAAUCAGGAAGCCAUGAUAAAGCGAAAAGUACCAAUGUGGUUAUUCCCACUCGCUUUUCACAAUGACGACAAUAUCAAAUAUUACGCCUGCUUAGCUAUUGCUGUUUUAGUAGCCAACAAGGAAAUCGAAGCAGCUGUUUUGAAGUCAGGUACCUUGGAUUUGGUAGAGCCGUUCGUCACUUCACACAACCCAUCUGAGUUUGCUCGUUCUAAUCUUGCACAUGCUCAUGGUCAAAGCAAAAACUGGUUACAAAAGCUUGUCCCAGUAUUGAGUUCAAAAAGGGAGGAGGCGAGAAAUCUGGCAGCUUUCCAUUUCUGUAUGGAAGCCGGUAUUAAAAAGCAACAAGGAAACACGGAAAUAUUUAGGGAAAUAGGAGCGAUUGAAUCGUUGAAGAAAGUGGCUAGUUGUCCCAACGCUGUGGCAUCUAAAUAUGCAGCACAAGCCUUACGUCUUAUUGGUGAGGAGGUACCGCAUAAACUGUCACAGCAAGUGCCACUCUGGUCCAUUGAGGACGUUCGAGAAUGGGUGAAGCAGAUAGGCUUCGCUGAAUACGCAACAAACUUCUACGAGAGUCGAGUUGAUGGAGACUUGUUGUUACAAAUAACCGAGGCUAAUCUAAAAGAGGAUAUUGGAUUACAAAAUGGAAUCAAACGGAAAAGAUUCACUCGAGAGUUGCAGCAACUGAAGAAAAUGGCGGACUACACAUCACGAGAUACCGGUAGUCUGAACGAUUUCCUAUCUAGCAUCGGGCCAGAGUACACUAUCUACACAUACUCCAUGUUGAACGCUGGUGUCGACAAGGAAUCUAUCCGAGGUCUGAGCGACGAACAACUGGAGAACGAAUGUCGUAUUAGCAACAGUAUUCACAGGCUACGGAUCCUGAACGCUAUCAGAGCGUACGAGAGUACCUUACCGGACAAAGGCGAAGAGAAUAUGGAGAAGAAUUUGGACGUGUUCGUGAGCUACAGGAGAUCGAACGGUUCGCAACUGGCUAGUCUGCUGAAGGUCCACCUCCAGUUGCGAGGGUUCACAGUGUUCAUCGAUGUGGAGAGGCUUGAGGCCGGCAAGUUUGACAACAAUCUCCUGCAGAGCAUACGACAGGCCAAACACUUUUUGCUGGUCCUAACACAAAAUGCAUUAGACAGAUGCAAACACGAUAACGAACAGAAAGACUGGGUUCAUCGGGAGAUAGUGGCAGCGUUGCAAUCACAGUGCAAUAUAGUGCCAAUUAUCGACAACUUCGACUGGCCCGAGGCAGAGGAGUUGCCAGAAGACAUGCGCGCCGUGUGCCACUUCAACGGCGUGCGGUGGAUCCACGACUACCAGGACGCGUGCGUGGAGAAGUUAGAAAGUUUCCUUCGCGGCAAAUCGAACCUGGCACGCAACGAGGGUCCGUUGAGAGGCCGUGGCGACAUCCAGACGCCUGGUACAGCUACAAUUGGGAGAGGACCACCCAACUACCAGCGCAUGACCUCCUGCGAGAGCAGAGGCAGCGAUAAAGCGGAUUGACUAGAGCUUUUACACACCCUGCCGCCUGUUAGACCGCGAAGAAGCCGCCGAUCCGUAGACAGAGCUUCGCCAGCCACCUCACAGAGCUUCGACCAGUUGCCUAGUAGUAGUAGCACGUCCCACAACGCGUCACCAGAGAAAUCCCUAUACAGCCUGCCUGAACGACUGGCCGAGAGUAGCGACAACUUAGACGCUAGCGAAGUGGAAAGGACGAGGAGGUGUCGCAGUUGCGAGGGCAUCCUAGAAGCGGACGAACAAACGCAAAAGCAAAACGCCCUCCCCACUCCCCUCGACGCCGCCACACAAACUAAAAGGAAGAAAAACUUCAUGGACAGAUGUGUGAACAAAGUGAGACUGUGCUGAUAAUUGGUGCAAACGUUACAAUGUGCUUGCAGAGUGUGUAGUUGACUGCCUAUUGGACUUAAUCGCAUAUAAAUGUGAAUAUUAUUUUAAAGUACAAAAGUAUGCACAAUCGUGUAAAUAUUUUGCGUAUUUAAUUUUUUAUUUGUCCCGAUACGCACAUACAUUGGUUGUUCUAAACGCUGUAAUCUCAAUGGGUGUAUGGAAGACCAGAGAUGAGGGCGGCACCCCGCCGUGUUGUCGGAACACCGCACGAGGUGCCGCCGACGUGGACGCCAAUUUGCUAUUCGUUGUAGUAUGGCAAAUUGCUUUACAGUACCCUGACAUAGCAAUGAAUAAUUUAAUAUCUCUCUAUCUCUUCACUCUCUAUAGAAUUUACAAAUGAAUUUAUGGAUGUAUUUUAUUUCUUUUUAGUAUCUUGCCAAUGAAGUAUUUGUAAAUUACAAAAGUCGUAUGAAAUUAUAAUUUGCAAUGUGAUAGCUUAGAUCUUCUUAGAAAUUAUGGAAUUGUUAUAUUUUAAAUUUCGCUCGAAAAUAUUGAUUAUGUUGCUAUAGUAUAGUACCUAAUUUAUUAUUUGUACAAGUUAUUCUGGAAUUGUCUAGUGCCUACGCCUAUUAUUAUGGAAUUGUACAAAAUUGUAUCUUAGAAUUGUAACGUAGUCAUUCAAUAUGAGUUAACCAUAAUGAUAAAUACCUAAUUUACCGAAAUUAUAUAUUUGUGUAAUAUCUUUAACCAUGAAAUAAAUGGUAUUAUUAAAAAUAAUGUGUACAUUA
This is a messenger RNA of Pectinophora gossypiella (pink bollworm), 4896 nucleotides long. RefSeq names its product NAD(+) hydrolase sarm1 (gene Sarm). The transcript is spliced from 12 exons. Gene Ontology annotation, biological process: negative regulation of MyD88-independent toll-like receptor signaling pathway; response to axon injury; signal transduction. The record is from RefSeq and is a predicted model, not a curated record. Gene Ontology annotation, cellular component: dendrite. Lineage: Eukaryota; Metazoa; Arthropoda; Insecta; Lepidoptera; Gelechiidae. Gene Ontology annotation, molecular function: NAD+ nucleosidase activity; signaling adaptor activity; protein binding. Bases 407 to 3763 code for a protein of 1118 amino acids.